Messenger RNA from Photinus pyralis (common eastern firefly), 954 nucleotides. RefSeq names its product tetratricopeptide repeat protein 9C-like. Lineage: Eukaryota; Metazoa; Arthropoda; Insecta; Coleoptera; Lampyridae. The transcript has a single exon. The record is from RefSeq and is a predicted model, not a curated record. The coding region runs from base 30 to 848 and encodes 272 amino acids. Gene Ontology annotation, molecular function: protein binding.
AGCGGUAGGGAUUUUUGUUUCUAACGAUCAUGGCACUAAAUGUUUGGGUUUCACCUGAUGGUGUAAUUAAAAAAGAAAUUAUUACUCAUGGCAGCUCAGGACUAAAACCUACGGAAAAUUGUAAGUGUUACAUUAAAGUGUCUGAGACCUGUAUUGGUGAAUUAAAAAAGUUCACUGAAACUGGUUUGUAUAUCUUAGGCGAUAGCGACACAACAAUUGAACGAAAUUUAGAUAACUGUUUGAUGUAUAUGUCGAAUGGUGAGGUAGCUAGGGUAACAUUUGCAUUAGAGACGAUCUGUAUAUUUACUUUAGAAUUAGUGAAUUUUGAGGGAGAAGAUUUAAUUUGUAAUUGGGAUGCUGGAAAGCGAAUGAGAUUAGCGUCGAAUCAUAAAAAUCGUGGCGUAGAACUGUUCAAGGAUUCUCGAUAUGUUGAUGCUUCUUGCCGUUUCAGUAAGGGUUUAAAGAUUUUAUGUUCCUUACCUAUAGGAGUCAAUGAACCUGUAACAGACAUAGACGAUGUUCCAUUGAUAGAUAUCCAGAACUUAAAGGUGAACCUCUAUAAUAAUCUCGCAUCCUGCUAUUUAAAAUGCUGUGAUUAUCAGACUGUAUUAGAAUUGUGCCAAAAAGUUUUUGAAAUUGAUAAUCGAAAUGUGAAAGCUCUCUACAAGCAAGGAGUAGCCUUGUACGAGUUGCAAGAUUACGAAAAAGCACAGACAAGUUUGAUGUCUCUUUUAGAGAUUAAUUCGGAUAAUAAAGCAGCUCUAGAGAAAUUAAAGCAUGUAAAUAUCAAGGUUAAUGAAAGUAAUUUAAAAGUUAAUGCCAUGAUUAAAAAAAUGUUUAGUAAAUAGCUGUCCUAAAUUUAUUUUUUGUAGUUCUCGUAGAUCAGAAUAGGGUAGUGCCUUAAGGUAAGAUUUGAAAUGUUUGUACUUAUUUUAAUAAAGAUUUACAAGUGGU